Glycine soja is the source of this 746-nucleotide messenger RNA. RefSeq lists its product as uncharacterized. The record is from RefSeq and is a predicted model, not a curated record. Gene Ontology annotation, molecular function: protein binding. Lineage: Eukaryota; Viridiplantae; Streptophyta; Magnoliopsida; Fabales; Fabaceae. The transcript has 3 exons. The coding region runs from base 125 to 445 and encodes 106 amino acids.
UUUCCAUCCGAACCUAUUCGUUUCCGUCCACCGCAAACACGCCAUCAACGACCUCGCCAUCCACCCCUCCGGCGAGGUAGCCCUCACCAUCUCACAAGACAAGUGUUUCGCCGUUGUUGAUCUCAUGCAUGGCCUCGUCGUGGACUGCCGGAGCUUCUGCCGCCCGCUCGGCAAGGAAGAGAGUUUGAGUUUGGUGAAGUUCAAUGCUGCCGGCGACAGGUUUUUCGUCGCGGCACUGGAGAAGGUCUCCGUCUACGUCACCAAGACUGAGCGGUUUUUGUUAGAAUUUGAGUGCUCGAAGCGUGUUCUCUGUGCCGCAUCUUCUAGGAAUGCACUUCUCUACACUGAUGGUGAGGACCGGAACAUCACAGCAUGGAACAUAAAGAGUGGAAAAGUUGCAUAUUGUGUUAGGAAGAAAAUGUUCUGCCAUGGAAACCUGCCAUAGGGGUUUCCAUGGCAGAACAUCUUCCUAACAUAUUGCUUGGAAGAAGGGCAUAGUACUCGUGUGAAAGGUAUCAUUGUGACCACAGAUAGUGAUGGUGAUGAGCCUUACCUAAUGGCAUUUGGGUCAUCUGAUGGCAUUAUACGUUUCUGGGAUGUUCGAAUGGCUGCUAGGGAGAAGCCACUAGUUGAGUGUAAUACAAAUUCUAGAUUGACGUGCCUUGCUGGAUCAUAUCAUAAAUGUAACCUGUAAUUACUUCAUCUUUGAACAUGCUUUUUAAAUAGAGAACAAACUUCUUUUAUGA